This is a messenger RNA of Beauveria bassiana ARSEF 2860, 1539 nucleotides long. RefSeq names its product C6 zinc finger domain-containing protein. The transcript has 4 exons. NCBI's taxonomy places the organism in Eukaryota, Fungi, Ascomycota, Sordariomycetes, Hypocreales, Cordycipitaceae. Gene Ontology annotation, biological process: regulation of DNA-templated transcription. The record is from RefSeq and is a predicted model, not a curated record. Gene Ontology annotation, molecular function: DNA-binding transcription factor activity, RNA polymerase II-specific; zinc ion binding. The coding region runs from base 1 to 1539 and encodes 512 amino acids.
AUGGCAAAACCGAAUGGUCGCAACUCUGGCGAGAUCGCACCCGUCGGCGCCGUCGAGGAGAGCAAGCGAGUCAAGCGAUGGGCGCCCAGGAGGAAGACGGGCUGCGUCACCUGCCGCCGGCGCAAGGUUAAGUGCGACGAAGCGAAGCCCAUUUGCGCCAACUGCGUGGCCACGCGACGGUACUGCGGCGGCCCGUAUUAUCAGGACUCGGCGCAGGCGACCGACAUGAUCAAAGACCUGGCCGUUGUCAUUCCGCGCUUGCGCGAAACGGCGCCCAGGAGCGUGCGGCCGACCAAUCACCGAGGUUGGGAGAUUACGCCCGAGGGAUGGGACGUUGUCGAGGCAUUCGAAUAUCAUUCUGACCUUGUUUCUCGUGCGCACGCAUUAGUUGGCCUUUAUACAAUACCACAUAGCGUCGCCAUGGAUGUCAUGGCGACACGGCCAGCUACGCCCGUCUCGCUAGCCGCGUAUCCUGGCUGCGUAAACUCGGAAUCCUUUCUCGCGCGCGUCAUUGCCGAUAGAAUCGUAUGGGUAUCGUGCUGUCAACGUACAGCACUCAGCCCCAGCACACUACAUGGAACAAGGGACCUUUGGCUCAAGUUUUACGAUCUCAUUCAAAAUCACUUGCGCCAACUCAACUACGAUCUUACACAUGUAGAGGGUGAUUUUUUGAAAUAUUUGAUGAAGAAGCGAAUCUUCGAAAGAAUAUGCGAUUUGAUGGAGGCUGAGCACAUUUUAUGCCUGGGUGGCUGGCGAGCCCACUUCGACGGAUACUUUGCACUCUUGAACAUGUUUGGUAUUCCAAAAUGCAUACCAACGGAAAAUCCAGUCUUUGUCGACAUGCUCCGAUCCAUGACUGUCAACGCAGUCAUCGGCAACAGCGUGUGCCGAGUCGACAAGCAAAUAUGUAGCAUAUACGAAUUCGACGACGCCGAGCUUGUAAAUCUGUUUGGACAGACGUGCUUUUCACCUUUUCCCUGUCCAAAGGCACUAUUUGCCGAGAUUGCGGCCAUCAAUCGCCUCAGACUUGCAGCCUCAAUGUGCAAGAUUGGUGCCAUUUUGCCAGACGCCAACGCCGUUUUCGAGCGGAUCAAUUCGUUUGACCCUGCAACCUGGAAGGAUACUGCCGAAUUUGAAAUACCACACACGCCAGAAGUGGUCCUAGUCGCCAGGAUAUUCCAACUCGCUGUCAGCCUAUACGGCAUACUGUCACUUGGGCUCGAGCACGCUGAUGCCAGUGCGCCGAAUUGGCCUGAUAUGACUACAACCACUGCGGAGAUUAUUAUGCUGAUGCAAAAGACACUAAAAUCACCGAAAUGCCUGGCCGUAAUGACUUGGCCUUCAGCCGUGGCUGGUGUCGCUGUUGCCGAUGGUCCGGAUGCGACCCGAAACCUUCUUCUUGAUAUCCUAGUGCGGAUCGAUUCUGAUGUUCUGGCCUACGGUAUCGCGGCACAUACCAUUGAACGGCUCCAGACUUUUUGGCUGACCAAGAAAACGGGCUGGGAAAAUUGCUGGAGCGACUUUUACCUCCUGUGGUAG